GCUCCGUUAAUAAGUUGUUGCAACUUGUAGCAGUUCAGUAUGAAGGACACCUGACGGAGGAGGAGAGAUUUUGUAACCCAGCGUCCGGCCUGCGGAGAUCACUUCCUAACCCCAGUGACGGCGAUCUGCUGACUCAAUGUUUCCUUUCUUCCAGUUUGUAAGGACACAAAUUCUCAUGUCAAAUAUUCUCAGAAGAAACCAAAAUAUAUCACAAAAUCACAUCACAGAGCAGGAAAUCUUCACUGCGGAAUAUGAGAUGAUGGAUGUGUGACCCAUGCUGAACCCCGAGAUCAGACGCCAUGUCCAGGCCCAGUGGGACCUCACUACCCAGGAGGCUGGCCCGUCGUGACCCCAGCGGGAAAGAUGUCAAGAGGCCGAUCGAUGAAUCCACCAAGAAGAACGUGAUCCUCACAGAAACAGAGAACCUCCUGAGUUCAGAGGAAGACUUCUUAUCGUCGCUGUCACAGAUCCACACCGUCGUCCUGAGCAGAUUAUUACAGGUCACAGAUGUUCCGGAUCCUUUAGGGAACGAUUACCUGACGUUGAUGAAGCGUCUGAAUGAAAGGUUUCAUGGCGUCUGGGAUGUGACCGCCGGAUGUUUCCAGACCCUAAAGGAGUCUCCCGGGCGGCUGGCGGGGGACAUCCAGGACCUCUACCUCCUGACAGAAGAGGCUCGUCUCCUCCAGGUCUACAGGGGAUACGUUUCCGCAUUCACAGAUUUUCUGGUGAUGAAAGGAUUCGAAAGAUCGGCCAAACAAUCGAGCAGCUACUGGAAGGAGAACAGGAAACUCCUCUUGCAGCUGAUUGGGGAGCGAUCGGAGCCCCCCAUCCACGUGCUGCUGCAGAGGGUCUUGAUGGAGCCGUUCAGGAAUCACGUACAGCAGUAUUCACUACUUCUAUCGCGGCUGACACCCUUAAAGGACGCGUCUCUUGCAGACUCCAUCGCUGCGUUUGAGAGAUUACAGACAUUCAUCAGUCAGGCGCUGGACGAAGCCUCUCAGACCAAACUGCUCUGGAGCUCCAUGUCCAGCAAACUGGUGGCCGCUCUUUGUACCCCCGACCGCCGACUACAAGAAGACAGUAAAAACGUUGCAGUGACGGUGACGCCCGGCAGAUACGACCGAGUCCUGCUCUUCAAUGAUCUGCUGGUCUUCCUGCAGAGGAACGACCCUCAUAUCUGUGACCUGCAGACCGUCUGGGUGGACACGAACACGAGGCAGAAGUCUGAACUGAGCAGCCACCUGCUUCGUAUAGUGACCCCAGAAGAGGAGCUCUUCCUUUCCACGCGGGAGAAGCCACAUCAGGUGCUGUGGUCCUGGAAGAUGAACCAGCUGAUCCGGCAGCGUCUGGAGGGGGAGCGGGAUUUUCCUUUAUGGGGGAAGGCGGGAGACUCCAGUGACCCCCCGACCUCUCGGCUGUCUAAGUACACGUACAGGGGCGAGGGCAGGUUUAAGAACGCCGUGUACGAGGGCGACAUGUCCUGGGGCAAGCCGCAUGGCAAAGGAACGCUGAAAUGGCCAAAUGGACGCAAUCACGUGGGGGAUUUCAAAUAUGGACAAGAAGACGGCUUUGGCAUUUGUCUGAUCCCGGACGCUUCCGGCGACAGAUACGACUGUUAUAAAAGUCACUGGAGGAAUGGCGCCAUGCACGGAUAUGGAAUCUGUGAGUACGCGGACGAGUCAGUGUAUAAAGGUUACUUUAAGGACGGGAUGCGGCACGGAUUUGGCAUCUUGGACAAGCAGGAACCGACCACAACCUCCUGGAAAUACACUGGAAACUGGGAGCGAGACCAGAGGUCGGGGUAUGGAGUCUGGGAAAGCUCGGACAACAUUGAGAGACACAUCGGGAUGUGGCAGGAGAACCAGAGACAUGGUCUUGGCAUCGUCCUUCUAAACACUGGCGCCUGUUAUCAGGGGGUCUUCAACGCAAAUAAACUGGUGGGUCCUGGCGUCCUGAUAACAGAGGACAACAGCAUGUACGAGGGCGAGUUCACUGAAGAAUGUCUCUUAUCUGGGAAGGGAAAACUCACUUUUGCUAAUGGAUUCACCCUGGUGGGAACGUUCAGUAAAAGUGCGCAGAGCGGCCUGCAGACGCAUGGAGUCCUCAGCACGGUCGGUGGCUUCCAGGACGAGAUCCUGAAGAAGAAAUUUCAGUUUGGCGCUGGGUCAUUCCCGGUGGAGGAGCGCUGGCAGGCGAUAUUUGAACAGUUCCAGAAAUUCCUUGAAUCUGGAUGCAAAAGAGACACUGAAGAAUCUUUCUUGGGUUUUCACGUCAAGUCCAGCAAGAAGAUGCAGAAGUCUCAGGAGUACCUGUACUGUCAGAGGGACAAUAAGAAGGACUCGGGUCAGAUCGAGGACAUUAUGAAGGAGAUGAGACUAGAAUCGGAAUCUCUCCACAGUUAUCUGGAGAAGGUCUUUAACACUUCCCAUCACCCGCUGAAGAAGAUGGUGAAGCUGCUGGUUGUGGUGUUUCAGGCCACGUACGCAGGUCUAGGCACGAACCUCCAUCUUCUGAGCAUGGCGCAGGAGGAGAUCAAGUACUACGCCAAGAAGCUGUGGGAGCUCUUCAGAGCCUUACUCGCCAUGUCAGCAGAGAGGAGCGGCGGAGCUCUGUACGGGGGACGAGAUGACGACGAAAUGAGUGAGGACCUGAACCCCUACACCACCAUCCUCCCAGCCAUCCUCCCUCGAUUUCACCCCGACCUCUUCAUGUUGUACAUGCUGUAUCGGCAGCAGGAGGAUGCCCUCUACUGGCAGGGUAUUGUGCGCCUGGGCCACCUGACUGACACUAAACUGCUGGAGUUUCUGGAUGUGCAGAAGCAGCUGUGGCCCCUGAAGGAUGUGAAGCUGACAGCCAAUCAGAGAUAUUCCAUCGUGAGACACAAGUGUUUCCAGUCUGCAAUCGAGUGUCUGCAGAAAAUCAUCUCGACGGUUGACCCGAAGGAGAAGCUGGGGAUCAUCCUGAAGACGUAUCAGGAGAUCGAGAAGACGGUGUCCCAGGUGCUGAGUAAAGACUACAAGCUGCCCAUGGACGACCUGCUGCCGCUGCUGAUCUACGUGGUGUCUCGGGCGGGGAUUCAGCACUUGGGAGCAGAGAUCCACUUUAUACAAGAUCUGAUGGAUCCCAGUAACCGGGGAGGAAUAAAUGACUUCCUGCUGACCGCUGUGGAGUCUUGUUACGAGCACAUUCAGAAAGACGAGGUUCGGCUUUUCAAAUGAUGGACGAGUCUACGGAAAAAGCGGAGCAGAAGCUUUCUACGCCCACACUAUUAAUGGACUCCUCCCACCGCUCCAGGAGGACACGCUUUAUCUGGAUAUUCCUUCUUCAUCUGACGCACAGAUAAAUCAGUUCAUAUAUUCCUUUCAUAGAUAAAACGCUUGCACAUAAGGAAACUGAACAGUGUAGAUACCAGUCCUGCCCAGAAAUGGUCCCUGAGAGGACGGAAAGGAAGGAAGAGUUCAGCAGCGCCACCUGCUGGCCGGAAACAGAACUGGAGCUAAAUCAGAGAUCUGCAGCACCACCUGCUGGCCGGAACCAGAACUGGAGCUAAAUCAGAGAUCUGCAGCACCACCUGCUGGCCGGAAACAGAACUGGAGCUAAAUCAGAGAUCUGCAGCACCACCUGCUGGCCAGGAGAGGGACUGGAGCUAAAUUAUUU
Molecule: messenger RNA, 3657 nt
Organism: Bufo bufo (common toad)
Lineage: Eukaryota; Metazoa; Chordata; Amphibia; Anura; Bufonidae
Gene: ALS2CL
Product: ALS2 C-terminal like
Exons: 28
Coding region: 300-3218 (972 amino acids)
Source: RefSeq, a predicted model, not a curated record